Messenger RNA from Selaginella moellendorffii, 1443 nucleotides. RefSeq names its product serine/arginine-rich splicing factor SR45a. NCBI's taxonomy places the organism in Eukaryota, Viridiplantae, Streptophyta, Lycopodiopsida, Selaginellales, Selaginellaceae. The record is from RefSeq and is a predicted model, not a curated record. Bases 685 to 1386 code for a protein of 233 amino acids. The transcript has 7 exons. Gene Ontology annotation, molecular function: RNA binding. Gene Ontology annotation, cellular component: spliceosomal complex. Gene Ontology annotation, biological process: positive regulation of mRNA splicing, via spliceosome.
CGUACACGAGGUGGCCAUGGAGUUGGAGCUAGACCGCGAUGUGGUUCUUGGGAGCGCGCUUGUUACCAUGCACGGCAAGUGUGGCAAUCUCGGCGCCGCGCGGCGGGCAUUCGAUCGGAUCGAGCGGCGGAAUCUCGUCUCCUGGACGGCGAUGAUCGCGGCGCUGGCCGAGAAUGGGGAUCGCGAGGGCGCCUGGGAUCUCUUCCGGGCGAUGGAGCUGGAAGGGAUCGAGCCGGACGAGGUGUGCUUCAUGGGAGUCCUGGCGGCGUGCAAGAACGCGGGCGAGAUCCAGAGCGGAUUCGAGUAUUUCCAGUCCAUGACCGAGGAUUACAGCAUGGAUCCAUCGCCGGGGCACUAUACCUUCUUGAUCGAUCUGCUAGCGCGAUCCGGGAAGCUGGAGCUCGCCGAGGAUCUGAUCCGAGGCAUGCCAUUCGAGCCCCAGGCGUGGACGUGGACGUCCCUGCUGGGGGCUUGCAAGAUCCACUGGGACGAGCGGCGUGGGGCGAUGGCGGCGCAGCGCGCGCUGGUGAUCGAUCCGCGCAGGACGGCGGCGUAUGUGAUCCUCUCCGAUAUUUGCGGCAAGAACAGUGUGGGAGUAUAAAGAACAGAAAGGGGGGCCAGGAAAUAUUUAGGGUUUGUGCCCUUCUUCCUCUUUCUUGUUUUGGCGCUCGAUCGAUCGCAGCGAUGAGUGGAUCGCCAAGGCGUGGCGGAAGAAGGUACUCGUAUUCUCCAUCGCCUCGGAGAGGGCGCUCCAGGUCGAGGAGCCCGCCACAUUGCAGAAGCAGCUAUAGGAGCGAUGGCCGCGACAAGGACGACGAGAUCUCGUGCAAUCCCGGAAACAAUCUCUACGUUACUGGGCUCUCGACUCGAGUGACUGAGAAGGACCUCGAGGACUAUUUCUCGAAAGAAGGCAAGGUAGUGGAAUGCAGGCUUGUGGUGGAUCCUCGAAGUCAUGAAUCGAGGGGGUUUGGGUUUGUGGCACUAGAAUCUCUGGACGAUGCGGAACGCUGCAUAAAACGUUUGCACCACUCCAAUCUCGAGGGCCGGAUCAUCACAGUUGAAAAGGCCAGGAGGAGCCGAGCGAGAACCCCGACGCCCGGCAAGUACCUCGGAAGUAGAACUGCAGCAGGCGGUGGAGGACGAUCUCACGGACGCCGACACGACGAUCGAGACCACCGCGACGAUUACUACCGCGCUGGCAAUGGCGGUGGCGGCGGCUACCACCGAAGGUCACCGCGGUACUCACCGUACAGGAGGUCGCCGCGGUACUCGCCAUACCGCGACUAUGAUCGCUCGUACUCGCCGCCGCCGUACCGGCACCGCAGGGAGUACGACCGGUCCCCGCCGAGUUACCGGCGCUCGCCUCCAUCGUAUUACCAUAGGUGAAAAGUUGGAAGUUGUAAGAAAAUUACUAGGGUAAACAUUAGGGAAAUUUCUAGGGUU